Seminavis robusta is the source of this 1874-nucleotide messenger RNA. NCBI's taxonomy places the organism in Eukaryota, Bacillariophyta, Bacillariophyceae, Naviculales, Naviculaceae. The record is from the annotation of a GenBank genome assembly.
AACCAAAGUUGACACGAUCAAAAUGCCUACCCCAGAUCUCAAAAAGCACCACUUGAUCUGUUCCUAGGAUCCUCUCUUUCUGUCCUCACUUUUUUCUUCCAGCACCGAAAGAUCUGUUCGACGAAAUCAUGAAGUUGAUUUUGGCUACCGCCGCUCUCCUUGUCAGCGGCGUUGUGGCAUUACCUCAGUAUGCCGCCAAGAUACCCAACGGAUACGGUGUCCCUAAUCCAGGUCCACAAGGAGGUAUUUGGGCUGGUGUUGGGCAUGUGAGAACUGCUGGAGGAGGGGAACGCAACUCCUUUGGUCUAGACUUUGCCGCCAAUGGAUUUGAAUGGACCAAAGAGCUUUGUGAACUGGACUCGGAUGGAGACGGAAGGUCCAAUGGUGAAGAGUUGGGAGAUCCCAACUGUGAAUGGUCAGAAGGACAAGAACCUGCUGGUCCUGCUCUGUCUCACCCUGGCAUUGUGGAUGAACCAAAAGAAGCUGGAGCCUCAAGUCAGUGCGACAACUAUGUGGCUCCGGAUGAUGAGAUGACCAUGGACAUCUCAUUCACUGUACCUGUCAACAUCACAAAGAAGCGAACACACUAUCAGUGCGAACAAAUGCUCCUGGAUGUCCCAGCCAAGACAGUCCUCCACAAGAUUAAACAUGGUGUUCUCUUGGAUAACCACAACAUCUUGCACCACAUGUUUGUCUACAUUUGCCCUGCUGGUACUGACAGCUCGGAUGGAAAUAAAGUGGGAGAAGGACCCUACAAGUGCUCUGGAAAUGAGAGUGGCUGUCGAAGAAUUGGUGGCUGGGCGGUAGGUCCACAUGAAUCUUGCAACCCUCCCAAUGUGGGUCACGAGAUGGACUUUUCCGAGUUGGACCAAUUUGUAGUCAAAAUUGAGGCCCACUAUGACAACAACAUGGGAACCAGUCAAUUGGACCAGUCGGGACUCCGUCUAUACAUGACACCAACACUUCGUCCCUUGACGGGGUCUCAGCUCUGGGCCGGCAUGAUGCCCAAUGACAUUGACUUUCUCAUCCCCCCCAAUGAAACCAACUAUCCCCUCUCCAACAUUUGCCCGACUGUCAUGACGGAACGAAUGGAUCGUCCCGUGUAUGUGUACGGCUUCAACCCUCACAUGCACCUCUAUGGACACUCCCUGGUGACAGAGCACUAUCGUUGUGGUCAAAAGAUUGGAGAAAUUGGAAGGAUCAGUGACUAUGAAUUUGACAACCAGCAGACGUACACCUUGGAUCCCCCAGUAAAGAUUCUUCCUGGUGAUGCCCUGGUAACAACCUGUCAGUUCAAUACCACAAUGGCAGACUCGGACAUCAAGGGUGGCAGGUCCACCAACAGAGAAAUGUGUUUUAACUUUUUGGAUUACUACCCGAUUGCUGGAACGGAGAAGAUCCCCACACUGAUGAGCGCCUGCAUUAGUGUGGAGACUGGUUUCCGGAGGAAAGGAGGGAUGACACCUAUCCGUGGUGCCUUUGGCGACCUGGAUCAAAAAAGUCUGGUUUUUGACUUUGAGAGCAAGCCAGAGGCAUCCGUGGGAUCUUGUUGUGAAUCCAACAACUGUGAAGAAUUGUAUGUUUCGGGAGCGGAUGGGGCUUGUGGUGUGGAUACCGAUUGUAUCAACGACCUAGUUUGUGUUGGUGGCAUUUGCGAAUUUCCUCCACACGGAGCAUCAACCCAAGCACUCGAAAGCAGUGCACGCAAGAUGAAUGUUGGGUUGUUUUUGUGCUGGGCUGGUAUUGCUGCUGCUAUGUCUUGUGCCACUCUGUUGUACUAGUAGUACCGGCACCAUACCUUGUUUCUACCCACGGGCGGCAUCAUCAGGCUUGGUUGUCUACUGUAAAGCUUCUAAAAUUUAUUUAUGCAUAUG